This is a messenger RNA of Owenia fusiformis, 1561 nucleotides long. NCBI's taxonomy places the organism in Eukaryota, Metazoa, Annelida, Polychaeta, Sabellida, Oweniidae. The record is from the annotation of a GenBank genome assembly.
GGAAACUUUCCUUGUGUCCCCUUGAUUAAAAUAACAAAACAACUCUGAACAUACACCACUAGUUGGCUGCUUAAUACAGGGGGAGAGGGGACAUUCAUGAUGGAUCUUAUAGUAAGAGUGAUAGUAAGAGUGAUAUUAAUAACAAUGGCUUCUAUGAUACACACAGAAGGUCUGUUCUGUCCAGUUGGAUAUAACUUGGUGAGGGACACCCUUGCUGUAAACCUGGAGAAUAUGACAUGGUCUGAGGCCGCAUUGGAGUGCGCCAGGACCAAUGGAACAAUUAUUAACGUAAUAGACAAUCGAUCUAAAGAGAUGGCUAGUGAUACUAUAAAACAAUACUCAUUAGAUAAGGUAUGGAUAGGAUAUACUCCUGAUAUUAGAGAAACAUUCAAUCCAUCAGAUGUGGGGAUACCUUACUUUAUUAUAAAGGACAUCUCAGAUGAUCAAUUCUCAGCAUCUUCUUCUUGGUCUUGGUCAGACUCAGAUUUGGCUAAAAUUGAUAGUGAAAAUGCCUGGGUUUCUUAUCAAACAGAAGGUCCCUUUUGGGUUCAGGUUGACCUAGGGAAAACAAUGUGUAUUCAUGGAAUUGUUACAAAAGGAAAGGAGAACAGAGAUUGGUGGACAACAGUUUACAAACUUCUUUACAGAAAAGAUGGUGAUAACUUUCGCACCCUUCAGGAUAAUGAACAAAAAGAAUUGUCUGCGAAUACUGACAAAAUUUCACGAGUUUACAGGAACUUUACAAAACCUUUUGAUGCACAGUUUAUACGGUUAUAUCCUCAAUAUUGGAAUGACUAUCCUGCCAUAAGUUUUGAUCUUCUUGUAUCACGCAAUAGUUGCCCAACUGACUUUACAUGUGGAAGAUGUCCUGCUAUUGUGAACACAGAUGCAGCCACCUUAACUAUCCAGUAUGAGUCAUGCUGCUCCAAGUUGCCAUACAUCUGUGAGAUAGAGUCAUGUGACAAAGACCAGGAAGAGGCUCCAACAGUAGCAGCUGCUACCCAUUCAACUGUCCACAAUACCACUAAAGAUCAUGCGACACAUGCAACCUCCACUGUUUCAUGCUCAACUACAUUAACUAUUGGACUCACGAUUGGAAUAAUUCUUUUCAUGACUCUCUCCAUCACUUUGAUAAUUUUGCAGAUCUGUUCAUACCAUAAGCAAAACAGAUACUCCUCCAAAGCAGCAAACCACCAUCUAACUGGCACAGACAAGGUAGAAAUGGAUCAACAGGGAGCAAUGGUCACACCAAAACAACUAAAGACUGAACCAAAGGAUAACAAUGAUAAAUCACUGCUAGAUUCUAGCUUGGUUUAUGCAAAUAUGCAAACAGGAGCUGCUACAUAUAACACUGGAGUCGAAGCUAAAGAUGAUGUAGCACACAAUACUACAGAUACUGUAUUGUACCACACUCCAGCAGAUGUAGAUGUUUAUUGCGUUGAGAAGAAAGUGGAUAAUAGUGAAAUAUUAGAUGGAAUUGUUAUGUUAAAGAAUGAUAUAUACUCAGAGGCUUAACAAUUGUAAACCAUGUAAAACCAAUAAAUCAAAUGGCAACUCUUAA